AAAACCAACAAAACGGCAUUAAUGCGGCUCAACAUGAUGUUAUUUCAAUAAUAUAAUUUAUGAUUCAGCCUUUGAGUGUCCGUAUUCUAUCCAGAUUGCAGUUUAAAAUAUCCGAAAUUUUAUCCUGGAAAGUUGGUGAAAAACGAAAUUGACGCCUUCCGCACCGGCCGCCAUGGCAUCAUUUGCGAUUGAAAAUGGCAGGAGAGAACGUAAGUUUCGCCUAGAACUUCUUUUUUUUUCUGUUUAAUCCUGUCUUAAUUUUAUCUAGGAACAUGCCUAAUGUUGUGAAAUGUUCUGUUCAUGGAUGUCCAAACACCAAUAAGACGCAUCCCCUCCACAAGUUUCCUCAAAACAACACAAACAGGUGUUUGAAAUGGGUUCGACUGUCUGGAAAUCCGAAGCUUCUCAAUGUUCCAUUGAAGGAUAUGCACAAGAAGAAAAUAUGCAAAGAUCAUUUCUCCCGUAGAAUGUUUUGGAACAACACCCUGAAAACCCUGAAUAGGGAUGCAGAGCCUGACAUCCUCGGUAAUGUGACACCCCUCACUACAGACCAGCUGAUGGCUGCGAGUGAAAUUUUGGGUAAGUCCUUCCAAGUAACUUUUUUAUGAAGAUAAUCACCCUGAAAUAUUCUAAUGAGAUGAAAAGUUUCUCUCCUAGGUGACCGCUGUAGGAGCAGGAGGAUGUCAGUGUAGUGUAAAUCCAAUGAAACCAGUUUUUCUCGAUUUGUUUCAUUCAAUUAAUUUUGUAGUUUUUCACAUCCGAACAAAUAUGUUUUAAUCUCUAGACUUUUUAUUUCAGCUAUUGCUGCCUGUUGGUUGUGGAUGUUGCGUUGUUUGCCUUGUUUAGACAGGAAUCAACUUUGGGAGCUGCUUUGUUGUUGUCAUUUAAACUUCUGCUAUUAUCAAGAUCAAAGCAUUUAUUGAAAUGCAUUUUUAAUGUGGACAAAACUGGCUUACUGAAGUGGUUCCUACUCAAGCUGAGGUGGGAUCUGCGGGCACUGAAGUACCACUUCCCAGUGUACCAAUUGAUUUUGCUGCAGAAGAGCCUAUUACUGUCCAAGUUGAGGUGGAGACAGAUUCAAUUCAGGCUACAAUGGGGCCUGUCUGCAUUGAAGCACAUCUUCCCAGUGUACCACUUGACGUUGCUGCAGAAGAACCUGUUACUGUCCGUGUUGAGACAGACUCGGAGAAAGGAGAAAAUCAGCCUUCAAAGAAUGCAGCCCAAGAAGAAAAUCCACCUCCAAAGUCAUCACAGAGCAAGAAUGUAGCUGCAAUAGCACAGAAGAUAUCUCAGCAACGAGUUUCAAAACUAUCAGUCCUGAAAGAAGCUGGUGUCGAGAAGGAUGGCUUGUCUGAUGACGCCUCUAAAUUACUAAGAGUCGCUCACAUGUAUAAAUCCAGGUUGGCAAGGUCUGAGAAGAAAUUGAAAGAAGCUAAUAGUCGAUUGGUAGACUUAGAGAAGCCAGAAAGUCAUGCAAGAGUCCUCUCAGACAAAAUCUCGCCUGCACUUAAUGUUUUGCUUAAAGGAGAACUAUUAAAUGGGUCAAGACACCCCCGUGGUCGUGAUUGGUGUGAAGAAUCUAAAUGCUUGAGCCUUGUCAUAAAAUCAUGUUCUCGUAAAACAUAUUCCCUUCUGGAGAAAAUGUUUGUUUUGCCAAGUUCACGUACCAUUCAGAAUGUUCUUUCCAGGAUACCUUUAGAGCCCGGAAUUAAUGAAGGUUUCUUUGAUCAUCUAGCAAGACAAGUGGAGACAAUGACACCAAAAGAAAAGUUUGUGUCCUUGAAUUGGGAUGAAUUCAGGGGUCAAGGUGGUCUGUUUUUCAAUGAGAAAAAAGGCAUAAUCAUUGGCUUCGAAAAUUUUGGUUCAUUUGGAAACUCAAAUUUGCCAGCUGAUGAGUACCUUAUAUUUUUAAUCCGAAGCCUUGGUCCCAAUUCCAAUUGGAAAAUGCCGUUGGCAAUUUUCUUUUCACUAUCCAUGUGUCCCGGAGAAAUUUUGAAGAAAAUGAUAGUGUUGAUUAUCACUAAGUUGCAGAACAUUGGCUUGAGGGUUGCAGCAACAGUGUGCGACCAGGGCCCUGCAAAUCAGAAAGCAAUGCGGUUGUUGCAUGAAGAGGCUGCAAAGAAGACUGGAAGAGUGGAAGAACCUGAAAUUAUUGUCAAUGGGCAGACCAUUGUCACCUUCUGGGAUAAUCCUCAUGUCUUCAAGAAUAUCAUCAAUAAUUGGCGUCUUGAUAUUCACAAUUGUAUUGAGUAUGGGCCUCAAUGCAAGAGAGCAUAUUAUCAGCAUAUAAUUGAUUAUUACGAAUAUGACAAGAAAAACUUCAAAGUUGGGCUUCUGACUCAUGAGCAGGUUUAUCCUGAGGGUAAACAAAAAAUGAAAGUGAAGAAUUGUACUCAAGUGGCAGGAGCCACUGUGGCCAAUACAAUUAAGUCAUACAAUCAACUGUCCUCCCAUAAUGGGGGCAAUCCUAUUCUGCCAGGUGCAGAUGACACGGCCAACUUUAUGCUCAAAGUGGAUUAUUUGUUUGACAUAACCAAUGGUUCAGCUCCCGGAGACAAACCAAAACCAGAACAACGUGCCCUUGUCACUGAAACGUCUUUCCACCACGAGGCUUGGAAGGAAAUGCGAAAAGAGGUGGCCACCUGGGCGUACAUUGAUAAAGAGGGCAAAAGAGUGAUCAUUCCUUGUUUGAAAGCGUGUCAAGAUAAUCUCUUAGCAUACCCUGCUUUGUGGAGAUUCCUCAAGAAGGAAGGCCAAUACACAAGUUUGAACCUCCGCCAUGUUACCCAAGAUUGUUUGGGAAAUUUCAUCUCUCAAAUGAGAGCAACUUUGGGGCCCAACACUCAUCCUACUUGUUAUCAAGUCAUGAAUGCUUUUCGAACUCAGCUGAUCAACAAGCAUGUCAACUUCUCGCUCCAGAAAGGCAAAAAUUGCCAGGAUGACGGAGCUCAAAUGCUGACAGACAUGCAACGUCUCAUAAACAACAAGAAGACCCUCUCAUCGGAUAAGGAUGAGAGUGUAGCUGGUCCAUCACAACUGCGUGCAGGGCUUGAAACUUUCUCUCAUAUUACGCGUGGUUUGAGAGCACCCCAGAUAGCUAUAGAAGAAAAGUUUAUGAAAGCAAAUGCUGUUAUUGAAAACUCUGCCAUGGGUGCUGCAUUGCUUGCGCGUCAAUGUCUUGAUGGCAAUUCUUGUAGGCUCUGUGAGAAUGUCUACACAGAAAGUGAUCCGCAUGAUUCAGUGCUGAAAAUGUUGAAAAAAUGUGGAGAAUAUCAUAAAAUGCAGAAGAGUGUUCCCACACCAAGCUUUCACCUCGUGCAAGUCUAUCAAGCUAUGACUGACAAGUUCAAUUACAUUGCCAAAACACAUCUUGACCCAGCCAACAUGUUGCCUCGAGUCAUGGUUGCUUUGGAUGAUCAUGAUUUCUUCACGGACCAGUGCCCCUUGCACGGUCCUGAAAUGCGAAACAAAACUGUGCAGUUAGCCAGCCGCUUACUGAUAAAAAAUUAUUGUAAGAGGUACAGCGCUCAUUGGGAGGAAGAAAAGAAAAAAAUCAUGCAAUGUAAACAAGCAAUGAAGAAGUCAGAGAAAGAGGCCAAAGUCCCGAAAAAUGGAGGAGGAGGUCGAGGAAAGAAGCAAGUGGAAAAAGCAGCGACAAAUGCUCCACCUCAGCCUCCCUUGCCUGUCUGUGAGCUAGCAGCUCGUCAGCCAGUGUGUCCUGCCUCUAGGCCCCAGCAAGUGGCAACUCCGAGGAUGCCACCUGCAGCCACAGAGCCCCCUGUGCCUGUCCAGCAGACAGUGUCUAGAAGACUGCAAAUAUUGCACCAAGCCUAUAACACUCCUGUUCGGCCAAGAGUCAAUGCCAUCCAGCAACAGAGAGCAGCAAGCUGCACUUUGGUGCCCAGAGUCAUGUCACCUGUUCAGCAUACGCUUGGGAGAGGUCAAAUUCGUGCCGUGCAAGCAGCUCACCAAGUAGUGCCUCCUGUUGGACGGGGUGGCACUGGGCUGCAACUGGUGGCAGGUCCAAGAAUGCCAGCUCCAAGGAUAGCAACUCCAGCCACUCAGCUUCAUGUGCCUGUCCAACAGCCAGUGUCUAGAACACAGCAAAUAUUGCAGCAAGCCUAUGAAACUCCUGUUCCGCCUAGAGUCAACGCCAUCCUGCAUCAGAGACCUGCAAGCUGCACUGUGGUGCCCAGAGUCAUGUCACCUGUUCAGCAUACGCUUGGGAGAGGCCAAAUUCGUGCUGUGCAAGCAGCCCAUCAAGUAGUGCCUCCUAUUGCACGGCCUGGUCCUGUUCCAAGGCUCCAGCUUUUGGCUACUCCAACGGUGCCUAGUGCAUCUGCUCAACCUCCUGUUGGGUCUGACAGGCAGCCCACUGCCAAGCGGAAACUACUGCAAAGUUUUGUGUUGGGCCCUCAGCCCACUAAGAAAAAGCGAUAAGGGGAAUAACUGUCAAUGUUUACUCAAUUUACUGUCAAUGUUAAAAACCUGCCAAGCUCAUGUUUCAUUAUUAUGAAACAUGAGAGAUCUUUGACAUGUAUUUUCUCCCCUUUCGUAUGAGAGAGUAAAGCCAUUUCUUAUCAAGCUCACAUAUUUGUGAGCAAAUAAAACUUGGCAGGCUCCUUCAUUCGUGUUGGUGAAAGAAAAUUGGCUAAUUCAUUUCUGAGAGAGGGUAGGACUGCCACCCUUCAGGUGGUUGUCUGAGGGUUUGGCGGUGGGUUCUCUCUCUAA
Thrips palmi is the source of this 4731-nucleotide messenger RNA. RefSeq lists its product as uncharacterized. The coding region runs from base 1093 to 4440 and encodes 1115 amino acids. The transcript is spliced from 4 exons. The record is from RefSeq and is a predicted model, not a curated record. Lineage: Eukaryota; Metazoa; Arthropoda; Insecta; Thysanoptera; Thripidae.